Molecule: messenger RNA, 3062 nt
Organism: Effrenium voratum
Lineage: Eukaryota; Dinophyceae; Suessiales; Symbiodiniaceae
Source: the annotation of a GenBank genome assembly
CUCACGAUUUUCACGUUGUCGGUCGUGUUUGGAAAGAGCUUCCCCAAGCACGUGAGCGUUGUGAAGGCGAGAUUCGGGGACACUCUGGGGUCCGGGGUGGCAGGGAACCGCUCGCGGGUGCAAAGACUUCGACGUGCUGAUCUUCUCGCAGUGGAUCCAAUUCGUGCUACUGGGGACUCUUUGGCUGGGCUUUGUUUUGACAUCGAGGCAUACUGUUUGGGUCCCAACUCGCCAAUCUGUCAGGAUUUCCGCGACUCGAAGACGUUCUGCACUCCGAACUUUUGAGCUUGCGCCUCGAGCUCCACGUUCCGCCCUGACGGUCCCCGGGUCCCUGGGCACGCGUGCGUCGAUGUGGGUCAGCCAGUCUGACGGAUGGACGGCGCGAAGCCUUGCAAGGCUUGGCCCGACCGACCUUCAGGCCGCGAGUGGAGCAAAAGGAGGAGCAUCCCAAACCCUACAUCAUUGGUGUUGCCAAAGAAGCCAGUCAAUCUGGUGUUUGCUCUGGAAACUUGGCUCGAGGGUACUCAUCAACACUGACACAACAUGCCCGAUGGGUCCAGUGCCAGGGCUUGAGGAAUCGCAGGCCGCUCAAGCGCUUUUCGAAUAGCCAUGGUGAUGAUGCGGACCAGGACCACAAACCGAGGUAUGUGCCUCUGCCUUCUCGGGAUUGCAUUGGCGCUGCUCGUGCAGCCGAGCACGGAGUCCCUUGUCGGCGCCCAGGACUUUGCUCGAGGAGUGCCUGGGCUGAAGGACCAUGUGGCAAAACGGCACCCGUUGCAUGCCGGAGUCGCUCGGCGCGCCGGGGCUGCGCAAGAGGACAACAGUGCCGAGGACCGGCUCGAUCUCGAGGAGGUGAUUGCAGAAGCCGAACGGGUGCUGGACGACAACGACACGGUGGAAAAGAUAAAAGCUGUCUUGCGAAAAGCGCAGAAGAUAUACCCAGGGAAGUGGACCCUUACAGGGAAGCGAAGCGAGUUGCAACAAAAACUGCGCGAGUUUGUGGAAGAGGCCAAAGCAGCCCUAAACGGCUUGGAAGAGGUGACAAGCCGGCACCCUGGGCGUGGCGGAGUUGCUUUGCGCGCCAGCCCGCAGCAGGACAGCGACGCGGAGGCCGGGCUUGGUGGGUUCGGGCAGGACUGGCUCGCCAAGAGCCGCAAGGAGGUGGAGGGCUUCAGCAAAGCCCAAGUGUCGAACUGGGUCGAAGCCGUACUGCUGGAUGCUGGGUUUGAAGCAGACGACAUCACCGAAGUCACCCGCAUUCUGCUGAAGCAGAAGGUGAUCGGAGCGGCCCUGCUGCAGCUGACACUGGAAGAGCUGAUGCAGGAUGGCGUUCCGCGUGGCCCUGCAAAGCUUCUGGACGAGAAGAUCCGGCUGUUGCAGGAGGUCACUGAGAAGGUCACAGCCGAGGACUUCGACCUUUAUGCAUGCGCUCGGCCCGACAUCAAGGUGCAGCCUGACAAAUUUGUGGAUCUCGAUGUCCGCGUGGAGAAUUGCGUCAAUGUUGUCAUGAAGAACUUGCCGAAGGAAACAGAAGGAACGACUGUGAGAGUCCCUCCAGCAAUGCUCUCCCGAUGCAUGCGUGGUGGCAAGACGACAAUGCUCUACAAGGUCUUUGACAAGCUGAAAGCGACCAAAACACAACCCAUCUUCAUCAGCUUCAAUGGGGACUCGCUCAUCCACAGGCUCGAUGACGAGAAGCCACUACACACAAUGCUAAGGGCCAUCGCUGUUGCCCUGAUGAAGAACAAGCCCGCGAACAGGGAAGAGGCCGAGCGGGUGCGCUGCAGCAAGGAAGCCUUGAAGGAAUAUCUGGAGGACAAGAAGGACGUCGUCCUGCUCGUGGACGAGCUAAACGUCUUGCUCAAACCCAAUCAAGCAGAUAACUACCAAGAUGUGGGGAUGUUCCUGCGGGAGACGUUCCUUGACCCUGCUGGACGACACCUUGUCUUCAGCACGCACAUCCCCACCAGCACUGGCCUCGACCAGGUCUUGGGCAAGGGCGCGGGGAGCUCUCGUGAGGCAGAAACCAUACCCAUGCCCAGGUGCGCGGACAUGGAGCAGCUAAGGGCCAUGCAUCCAGCCUGUGAUGCCUUGACACCGUUGGAGGCCGUCUACUUAGGCUACGUCCCAGCCCUGAUCUUCUCGGUCAAGACGCAGGUCUUCGACAUUGAAGGGCGGUUCCGGGCUCUCGCACGUCUUCCAAAAUCGGAGGAGCUCCCAAUCCUGGCAGAGUCUUUCCUGUCAGAGUUCUUCACUGGCAGGCGGGGUCCAGACGACUAUCCAGUGCGUGCCUUCGAUGCCCUCACCGAAUCCCCAGCCCAGGGGCAGAUCCGGUGGAUUCUCGCCUACGUGGGACGGAUGUGCUGCCACCUGAAAUGGAAGCAGGUUGGGGAAUGGAUCGACGAAAUCCCGCGCUGGUCGGCAAAGGUUGAAAGCGGCCAGGACUGGGAGACCGCUGUUCUGGUCGCUCUGUGCCUUCGAUGCCAUGAAGCCAUGUACAGCAAGCCCCACGAGCUGCUGGGACUGCCAGAAAGCGCUCGGCCCGCCGCUGUAUAUGUGAGAAAGGUGCCGCAGGAGAAUUCUACCAACCCAGAAGUCAUACUGGCCUGGUGGAAGGAGCAGCUGAUCGAAACAUACCCCUACAUAGCGGUGCUGUCGCCCAAUGAUGCCAAAACGGAAAUGGUUGACGCCAUGUGGGUUUAUCAACAGGAUGCAACGGCCGAUUGGGUGGUGAGGGGCAUGCAAGCCAAACUAGGCAGCGACUGCCCGAAGAAGGAUAUGCCACUUGGCAUGCUGGGCUUGCUGUUCCGUGGCCAGGCACCGGACACCACCCGUGACUUGAAAAGGCAGCGGUGGAAGUAUCUAACUGCGAGCGAGAUUCAGAGUUUUCUAGGCAAAUCUUUGACGGCUGCCUGUCCCGCUCACUGGCCCAACGUGACACGAUGAGCCCAGAAAGCGUUGUCUCUUCCUUGUCUCAGGGCUUUUUGGUACAACGUAUUCAGUUUCACCCGAAUUCUGCGUGGCAAGGCAGAUUGAAGCCAGAGAUGUAGCUAAUCACAGAC